AACUGGACACCCGAAGAAGAACAACAACAUGUUUCCUUGGCAGGAAAUCCCAAAGUUGCUCAAAUUCUUACACAACGUGGUUUCUCUUCACUAAAGUUAACAGAAUAUGUGUCUAAGCAGGUCGCACAAGGGGGCAUGAACCUGCAGCAGACCGCUGCCACUGACUUAAACCAGCGAACCGUACGUUAUUGACUACGCCUGCGCACUCAAAAACAGAAUAUCGAGCCGCCCUUCCUCCCCGCCAACUUGCACCGCAGGGUCGAGCGGACGUCGACUCACAACAACCCCGAGUUAAUUUGCUCAUCUAAUCGCGCGUUUUCCGAGAUAAAAUGGAGAGCCCACACCGCACCGAAAACGAGUCUCCUCUUCUGCUGCCGUCUCUUCGCCUCUUCAUACCUCCUCUGCGCCUCGUGUCUGCAGCCAUGUGGCAGGUCGUCCAGAGGGGGAACGUGCAGGACUACGGGAUGGUGGAGGAGUUCAUCAGCACCGUUUCGGAAAUCGUACCCGAGCUUUUGAACGCAGAUCAGAAAGCUCAACUCCUCCUGGGACUCCGAGCACGGGUGGUUCUCGAACUGUGUCGAGCUGAGCAGAUAACAGAUGCAGAAACCAUCGAGAUGCACCUGGAGCGGAUCAAGGCCCUCAUAUCCACCUGGGCAGCACAGCCAUGUUUCGCAGAGGUCGAGUUUCCAGAAUCAAACUUUGUGGAUCAAGUUGAAUUGCUGUUGAAAGACCCCGAAGAGAAGGAGAAGUUUUUCCAGGAUGUUUUUCCUACAGAUUUCGGGCCUGACUAUGACAGCGCUCUACAGGUGCUAAUGCUGGAUUUCCUGUCCAGACUGGAGAAGCUUCUUCCAGUACCAGACAUUCAGCAGACUGCAUCCAUGCUCAGUGCCGUCCCAUCUGCCCUGGAGGAGUGUGUGCACUCUGUUCCUGACCCGCGGCACCUGAAAACUGUUCUCCUGUACCACACAACACUCGGACAUUUCGAUUUAUGUGAUGAAACUCAGACCAUUCCUUCUUCCUUUGGGAAUUGCAUCCUCUCUUCGCUGUCCCUCCCCCAACUGGAGAAAGUUGUAAUUGAUGCAGACCAAAUCCAGUUACAGCCUCCAUCAGAGCAGAUGCAAGGUUGUGUGACUGUCCAGGUGGAGGGUGAAACCGUGACACUGCUGGACUACAUACAGAUCGAACAGCCACCGGGUUUGGGUGAGCACGACGAUCAGGAACAUGAAGUACACGAGGAGGAAACUGCAGGAGAGGAUGUCGGCGACAACCUGAAGCCGGCAGCUUUUCAACCACUAAAACAAAGCAAAAGGCUCCAGUUAAAGAGAAAAGUUUUAAAAGAAAAUAAUGAUUCAGCAGCAAAGAGGCAAAGAAAAAAAUAUCCCAGUAAUAAGACAUGUCCUGUGUGCAAUAAGGUUUUCCUGCGAGCUGCAGCCAUGAGACGACACCAGGAGACUCACUCUGCCAAUCGGGAUCUCAAGUAUAAGUGCGGCAGCUGUGACAAACGAUUCAGGGACCAUUACGACAUGAAGCGGCACAACAUGCGCGUUCAUGAAAAGGACGAGAUGUGUAUCAGCUUUAAAGAAGAAGACUCGGGCGAUCCGAGCACAUCUGAGAUGUCAGAAAAUAAAAACUGCGAUCUGUGUGGGAAGUAUUUUGCCCGCAAAGUAGACAUGGAGCGACACAUGAAGUCCCACUCAGAGGACCGCCCGUAUGACUGUGCUUUCUGUGAGAAGAAAUUUAAGAACCCUUACGUUUUAAAGAGACACCAGAAGGAGAUUUGUAAGAGCAGAGAACUGAAAAGGCCAAAGAGGAGAGAGACUCAGCGCUCAACUCCACAGCCACUAUCAGAGGGGUCGACAGAGGGCAAAAUCUGCCCCAUCUGCAGCCGGAUCUUACCUUGCUCUGCGGACAUUGCAAAGCAUUUACGAUCUCACACGGAAGAGCGUCCAUUUAUCUGCAUCACUUGUGAGAAGGGCUUCAAGUACAAGGACACACUGAAGAAGCAUCAGAUUAUUCACGGUCACGAGGGGAUAAGGGAGGAACAGAGCAAGACUGUCGAACAGAUUUUGGCAGAAGCUGAAGCCGACACUCAGAAUUGUGGUGAAACAGAUAAAAAGGAGAAUAAUCCAGAUGCACCUGCAGACACUUCUGAGAUGGCCCCAUGCCCGCCUGUGAAAAAAGUCAACAAAAAAGGCCUUAAAGUGUGCCCUGUCUGUGCUAGGGCGUUCGACAGUGUCAAAACGCUCAACAGGCACAUACAGUGUCACACAGAGGACCGGCCUUAUCACUGCAUCCACUGCAAAAAGCGUUUCAAACACAUGCACGGCCUGAAAAGACACCAGAUUUAUGCCAUUUGUCAUAAGAAAGUUGCUCGCUUCUCGUGGAAAAAGGAGACGAGAGCAGGGCCCAGCCAAAGCGAAGCAGCCACCGCCGACCCCCAACAGGGUGCACCUCUGAAAAUACCUGUGUGGUGUUCAAACUGCGGCAAACACUUCGAAUACCCGUCCGCUUUAAAGGAGCACCAAGAGAACGUUUGCAAAGUGCAAGUGAGUGAAAUCAUGAAAUGCGACGACUGCGCGAAAGAGUUCAAGAGCAUGACCAUGCUCAAAGUACACCAGAGGAUUCACGACCCGCUCUACUGCAAAGAGUGCGGAAAGAUCCUCGCCAACGAGCCUGCUUUUGAGAGGCACAAACUCAUGCACAGGCCGAUGCAGUGUACAAUGUGUGAUAAGACUUUUACUUUGCUCAGACGCUUGAGGGAACACUAUGAGAAGCAACACGACUUCACCGGACCAUAUCCUUGUCCACAAUGCGAUAAAACCUUCAUGCAGCUGUCCUACCUCGCCAUCCACCAGAGAAUCCACAAAGGAGAGUUCCCUUACAUCUGCAACAUGUGUCCAGAGAAGUUCAGGUCUUCCAACUGUCUGACGGUUCAUUUGAGGAAACACACCGGGGAGAAACCCUUCCUGUGCUGGCAGUGUGGAAAGUGUUACCGCUCUGCCUCGGAGCUCACGGUGCACAUGGGAACCCACUCAGAGGAGAGACCGUGGGCCUGCACGCAGUGCGACAUGGCUUACCGCACCAAGCUGCAGCUGACCAACCACGUCGAACAGGUCCACAUCGGCGUCAGGUACCCUUGCCACAGCUGCGGGAAGCAGUUCAUGAAGGAGACAUCCCUGAAGAGGCACGAGCUCAUUCACACGGGCGAGAGGCCACACCAGUGUACGGUGUGCGGUAAGACCUUCCUGACCGCCAACGAGCUCCGGCUCCACAACCGGUAUCACACCGGGGAGCGCCCGUACAAGUGUGAAGUGUGCGGGAAGGCCUUCAUUCAGUCGGGAUAUUUGAAGUCGCACAUGCGUAUCCACACAGGAGAGAAACCAUUUCGAUGCGACAUAUGCGAUAAAGGCUUCAGGUUGUCGUAUCACAUGAAAAAACACAGGCGGACUCACACCGGGAAGCCAAAGAGCUACAUGUGUGAGGAGUGCGGGGUAGCGUUCCCCCAUAAAAAGUCCCUGUGGGAACACUCGCACAACGUGAAAAUCGAACCGUCAUUCACUGAUGAAGUGAGAAUAGAAUUUCAGUAGAAAUUCUUAAUGCAGGUUGUUUUUGCUUUUACAGGAUGUUGAGGAUGAGUUCAGUAUCGAGGUCACCAAAAACACUUAAUUUCUUAAUUCUUUGUUUGGUCUUUGUUAUUUGAUUUUCACCAGUUGUUAAGUUGGUGUUAUUUUCCCUCCUUGUUGCUUUACAGUGUUGAUUCCAAUGUUCCAUCAAGCAUAUUGAUGAUCUAUAACACUGAUGUACAUAUUUAAAGCCGAUGAAUAAUUUGUGCUUACAUGGAUUUUUGAAAUAAAUCUAUCUUGCAAUGUAA
This is a messenger RNA of Morone saxatilis (striped sea-bass), 3871 nucleotides long. Its product is annotated as zinc finger protein 14-like. The record is from RefSeq and is a predicted model, not a curated record. Bases 330 to 3587 code for a protein of 1085 amino acids. The transcript is spliced from 7 exons. NCBI's taxonomy places the organism in Eukaryota, Metazoa, Chordata, Actinopteri, Moronidae.